GCCGCGCCCCGCGCCCGCCGCAACCGCCCGCCGCCGCCGCCGCCGCGCCCAGCCCAGAGCCAUGGAGGAGGUGGUGAUUGCCGGGAUGUCCGGGAAGCUGCCCGAGUCAGAGAACCUGGAGGAGUUCUGGGCCAACCUCAUCGGUGGCGUGGACAUGAUCACCGACGAUGACCGGCGAUGGAAGGCUGGGCUCUACGGGCUGCCCCGGAGAACCGGCAAGCUGAAGGACAUAUCCAAGUUCGACGCCUCCUUCUUCGGGGUCCACCCCAAGCAGGCGCACACGAUGGACCCCCAGCUCCGGCUGCUGCUAGAGGUCGCCUACGAGGCCAUCGUCGAUGGAGGUAUCAAUCCCUCCUCGCUCCGGGGGACACACACCGGCGUCUGGGUGGGCGUGAGCGGCUCGGAGGCCGCAGAGGCCCUGAGCAGAGACCCCGAGACGCUGCUGGGCUACAGCAUGGUGGGGUGCCAGCGCGCCAUGAUGGCCAACCGGCUCUCCUUCUUCUUCGACUUCAAAGGGCCCAGCUCCGCCAUCGACACGGCCUGCUCCUCCAGCCUGCUGGCGCUGCAGAACGCCUACCAGGCCAUCCGGAGCGGGGAGUGCCCCGCCGCCCUGGUGGGCGGCAUCAACCUGAUGCUGAAGCCCAACACCUCCGUGCAGUUCAUGAAGCUGGGCAUGCUGAGCCCCGAGGGCACCUGCAAGUCCUUCGACGCGGCAGGGAACGGGUACUGCCGCUCGGAGGCCGUGGUGGCCGUGCUGCUGCUCAAGAAGUCCCUGGCUCGGCGCGCCUACGCCACCAUCCUCAACGCCGGCACCAACACGGACGGCUUCAAGGAGCAAGGCGUCACCUUCCCCUCGGGGGAGGUCCAGGAGCAGCUCCUCCGCUCCAUGUACGUGCCGGCCGGGCUGGACCCCGAGGCCCUGGAGUACAUCGAAGCCCACGGCACGGGCACCAAGGUGAACGGCCCCCCCCACCCCCGACCCACGCG
Perognathus longimembris pacificus (Pacific pocket mouse) is the source of this 987-nucleotide messenger RNA. RefSeq names its product fatty acid synthase (gene Fasn). The transcript is spliced from 7 exons. The annotation marks the transcript as partial. Gene Ontology annotation, cellular component: cytoplasm. Gene Ontology annotation, biological process: fatty acid biosynthetic process. Lineage: Eukaryota; Metazoa; Chordata; Mammalia; Rodentia; Heteromyidae. The record is from RefSeq and is a predicted model, not a curated record. Gene Ontology annotation, molecular function: 3-oxoacyl-[acyl-carrier-protein] synthase activity; fatty acid synthase activity.